AUGAAGGCUAUGAUCAUAAGAGAAAUAGGGAGUGUGUGGGAUAGGCUCGGCAAGGUCAAAAAGACCCAUAACCCACUUGUCCCUUCAUUUUCCGAGGACGAAAUCCAUCUUCCUUCUACCAAAGAACUCCUCGAGGCUACUGUUGUCGGCGACACGAAGGCUUCAAAAAUUUCCCUCUACGAAGGACUCAUCGAUCCAUAUGACCAUCUUGACAGUUUUUACUAUGCCAUAGAGGGCCAAUGGGAGAACUAG
Molecule: messenger RNA, 252 nt
Organism: Prunus armeniaca (apricot)
Lineage: Eukaryota; Viridiplantae; Streptophyta; Magnoliopsida; Rosales; Rosaceae
Source: the annotation of a GenBank genome assembly